AUGAGACGAAUCCACGUGGAGAAACAAGCAGAUCCUGAGCAAGACGGUCAUGCAGCUACGCAAGAGUGCAGCAUCGUCCCGCCGAACAAUGUGAAAGCGCGCGCCGGGGUCCUGGGCGGCAGGGAAGUCGCCAACGGCGCCGAGGAGGGCAGGGGGCAGGGGGGCAGGGCAAGGGCAGGGCAAGGGCAAGGGCUACGAGGGGGCAAGCGCGAAGGACAAGAGGGCAAGGGCAAGGCAAGGGCAAGGCAAGGGCAAGGCAAGGGCAGGUGCGAGCCUGGUAGCCUGGGAGCCUGGUACCGAGCGGGCAGGGGGGGUGCUGGGUGCGCGACGCUGCUUGCUGCGCCGUUCAAAGAAGGAACCGCCCUUGUGCCAUGUCUUGGGACGGUGGUAGCAACAGGAACUGCUCGUGACCGGCCGCCAAUCAGCCCGCGCCUGCGACUGCAACGACACCGACCAGGCCCAGGAGAGUGCGAAGGGGCGAGCUAUAUGCCUGCACUCGACGAGCACCAUCACCACUCGCCCAUACCGGGUGCUACGACUAAGUACCCUCUUAACUCCCACUACACUACACUACACUGCACUACACUACACACCCAGCAUGACGGCUGCUGCAGUGGCCGACUGUCCAUCGGACGGAUGGUUGGACUGGCUGACUGGCUGACUGACUAA
This is a messenger RNA of Bipolaris oryzae ATCC 44560, 669 nucleotides long. RefSeq lists its product as uncharacterized. NCBI's taxonomy places the organism in Eukaryota, Fungi, Ascomycota, Dothideomycetes, Pleosporales, Pleosporaceae. The record is from RefSeq and is a predicted model, not a curated record. Bases 1 to 669 code for a protein of 222 amino acids. The transcript has 4 exons.